AUGUCAGUUUCUUUGGGGGCAGCAGUCUACAUUGCCUUAAAGCCUAUAUUGAAAAUCUAUACCAUCAUGGCGGUGGGUUACUUGCUGGUACGGUUCGAUAUUGUGUCGAUGGAGACUUCUAGAGGCAUAUCCAAUAUGGUUGUGAACGCAAUUCUGCCCUGCUUGACUUUCAACAAGAUUGUUUCUGGCAUUUCGGAUAAAGAUAUCAAGCAAAUCGGCGUCAUUGUUCUUUCAGCGGUUCUUUUAUUCACCGUAGGUGGUUCAUGUGCCCUGCUCACAAAGCUGAUAACACCAGCUCCCAAGAAGUGGUUUUGGGGGUUGCUUUUUGGAGGCAUUUUCCCCAAUAUUUCAGACCUUCCCAUUGCUUAUGUACAAAGCAUGGGCAACGGAUCCAUAUUCACAUCAGCUGAAGCAGAGAAAGGCGUUGCCUACUGCUGUAUUUUCCUGAUAUCUCAAAGCUUUCUAAUGAUGAAUUUUGGUCUUUGGCGACUGGUAGGUCUAGAUUUCAGAGACAGGGACACAGCCGACAACGAAAGAGAAGACACUGGUCUGAGUCGGAAGAGUUCACUGAGGAAGGAUGAUCUUGGCUCUGAACAUCAAGCCCAAGACGAAAACCUUGCCGCUGAAAAUCAGCGCUCGUACGAGCUUCAAAGCUUCAGCAGCAACGCUAUCGAGAGCGACAAUGAAGAUUUGACAACGGCUAGCUCCCGACCCGGUGGCCGCUCGCUAUCUCGCUCGAGAGCUAGUUCAGUGAAAAGCCUAGGUGGAUCACCUCGAGAAUGCCCCGACACCGAUUUAGAAGCCCAAACACGCUCAGCGGGUCCAAGCGCCCGAGAACACUCAAGACUUAAAAGAUAUUACUCGACAGAUAUCGUAAGCUUACCACAGAAACCAAGCCGACAUAACAGCCGGCGGUCAAGUUUGAGAAAGAGGGGACCCUCAAUUAGCGACGUGGUGCUCGAAUACAGUGUAGCCGACCAGAUCAGAGAUGGGGAAAUUGACCUUUCUCGGCCACUGACGUUAACUGAAGACCUGGGAUACAGGAACUCGACAUUCCGGACUAUGGCGCAGGAAAAUGGAUCGGACUCCAACACGAGCAUCGAAGAGGAUCACGAGUAUACAGUCACAAGAACCCAGACGUCCGCUGGUCGAAUCGGGAGGUUUCUGAAACGUCACAAAAUGGGAUGGAUCGAGUACGCCGUUAUAAACUUCUUUAGGCCUGCCUCCCUGGGAGCGCUGUUGGGAAUUAUAGUCGCAAUGAUUCCUUGGCUGAAAGCUUUGUUUGUGCCCACUGACGUGCACGUCCACAAUGCUCCCGAUGGCCUGCCCGUUCUAAACUUCCUGAUGGAUUUUACGUCAUACAUUGGGAAUGCGUGCGUUCCUUUGGGACUACUGUUACUGGGUGGUACAAUCGCUCGAUUAGAGAUCGGGAAACUGCCGAAGAAAUUCGUCAGGGUUGCCGUUCUGAUGACUGUUCUGAGACUCAUGGUGAUACCUAUCAUUGGCGUUGCCUGGGCUAAUAAGUUGUAUGAAAUAAACUGGCUGGAUAACGUCAUUGGCAAGUUUAUCAUGAUACUUACUUGGUCGAUGCCAAGUGCCACAGCUCAAGUAUAUUUCACCGCAUUCUAUACUCCGCUAGAGGGUUCUCACACGCAACUCGACUGCUUGUCGGUCUUCAUUUUGAUGCAGUAUUCCAUUCUUUUCAUAACUGUGCCCUUCGUCAUUACCUACACUAUCAAAGUUGACCUUCAGCUAUGA
Torulaspora globosa is the source of this 1758-nucleotide messenger RNA. RefSeq lists its product as uncharacterized. Gene Ontology annotation, cellular component: membrane. Bases 1 to 1758 code for a protein of 585 amino acids. Gene Ontology annotation, biological process: transmembrane transport. NCBI's taxonomy places the organism in Eukaryota, Fungi, Ascomycota, Saccharomycetes, Saccharomycetales, Saccharomycetaceae. The record is from RefSeq and is a predicted model, not a curated record. The transcript has a single exon.